AUGAACGCCGUCAAGCCCCCCCGACCCGGUCACUUCCUCUUCACGUCAGAGUCCGUCAACGAAGGACACCCUGACAAGCUCUGCGACCAAGUGUCCGAUGCAAUUCUGGAUGCUUGCCUCGAGCAGGACCCAGACAGCAAAGUCGCCUGUGAAACCUGCGCCAAAACUGGCAUGAUUAUGAUCUUUGGCGAAAUCACCACAAAAGCCUCCGUCAACUACGAGCAAAUCGUGCGCGACACUGUCAAGGAGAUUGGCUACGAUGAUGAGUCGAAGGGGUUGGACUACAAGACGAUGAACGUCGUUGUGGCGAUCGAGGAGCAGAGUCCCGACAUUGCGCAGUGCGUCCACGUCAACAAGAAGGAAGAGGACGUCGGCGCGGGCGACCAGGGUCACAUGUUUGGCUACGCCUGCGACGAAACCGAAGAAUUCAUGCCUCUCUCUCACUCGCUCGCGACCCGCCUCGGCAAGCGUCUCACUGACGUCCGCAAGCAGGGUAUCUUGCCCUACAUCCGCCCUGACGGAAAGACACAGGUCACUGUGGAGUACGAGAAUCGCAAUGGUGUUCCUAUUCCGAAGCGCGUCCACACCAUCGUCAUCAGCACGCAGCAUGCGCCUGAGGCCUCCAACGAGCAGCUCCGCGCCGACCUCAUGGAGCACGUCGUGAAGGCAGUCGUCCCCGCUCAAUACCUCGACGAGGACACUGUCUACCACUUGAACCCCAGCGGGAAAUUCGUUAUUGGUGGCCCGCACGGCGACGCCGGUCUCACCGGCAGAAAGAUCAUCAUCGACACCUACGGAGGCUGGGGAGCUCACGGAGGUGGUGCCUUCAGCGGGAAGGACAGCACGAAGGUCGACCGGUCCGCAGCGUACGCUGCGCGUCAAGCCGCGAAGUCUUUGGUGGCGAACGGCUUCUGCAAGCGCUGCUUGGUGCAGGUUUCAUACUCCAUUGGCGUGUCCCACCCGCUGUCUCUGUUCGUGGACUCGUACAACACGGCAGCCAAGGGCUACACAGACGAAAUGCUGCUCAAGAUCGUCAUGGAGAACUUCGAUCUGCGUCCUGGUGUCAUCCAGAGGCGGUUGCGUCUGAAGGAGCCGGGUUUCAAGCGUUUCGCUGCGUACGGUCAUUUUGGCCGCGGCGAGGACGAGUGCACUUGGGAGAAGGUCGCAGACCUGUCGCACUGCAAGAUCCCUGGCCACGAGACUGCUUAA
Molecule: messenger RNA, 1209 nt
Organism: Besnoitia besnoiti
Lineage: Eukaryota; Apicomplexa; Conoidasida; Eucoccidiorida; Sarcocystidae
Product: S-adenosyl methionine synthetase
Exons: 4
Coding region: 1-1209 (402 amino acids)
Biological process (GO): S-adenosylmethionine biosynthetic process
Cellular component (GO): cytosol
Molecular function (GO): ATP binding; methionine adenosyltransferase activity
Source: RefSeq, a predicted model, not a curated record